Molecule: messenger RNA, 878 nt
Organism: Caenorhabditis sp. 36 PRJEB53466
Lineage: Eukaryota; Metazoa; Nematoda; Chromadorea; Rhabditida; Rhabditidae
Source: the annotation of a GenBank genome assembly
AUGACGGAGGUUGUGGAGCGCAUGAAAAAGAAGAAUAUUGUGAAACCAAUUGUUUAUGGCAACACGGCGACUUCGUUCGGUGUGAAACGAGACAGCGACAGUCACACGCAUCAGUGGACUGUUUUCCUCAGGUGGGUUUCCCGAUAUCAAGAGAGUUUCAUGAGUCAUAUCAAUUAAAGACCGUACAUGGCAGAAGAUCCGACAAAAUGGAUCCGGAAGGUUCAAUUCAAACUGCACGAAAGUUACGCAAACCCUUACAGAGGUAAGUUAAUGUACUGAAAUAGCUAAUAUUCGAAGGUGCAAUUACUUUCAGUGAUCGAGAAACCGCCAUACGAAGUGACAGAAACGGGUUGGGGAGAAUUUGAGAUCCAGAUUCGCAUCUACUUUGUGGAUCCCAUGGAGAAACCAGUUAGUUUAUAAACAGCUCAUUAAUAAAAAGUUGAUCUAAAACAAGUCUCAGAUAACAGCUUUCCAUUAUCUUCGUCUUUUCCAACCGACAAUCACUCUCCCGUCCGGAAAUUCGAUUGUCUGCAUGGAAUUUUACGACGAGAUUGUAACAAAGAAGACGAUUUUCGGAAAAUAAUUAGAGAAGUUUCAGAUCUUCCAGGAACCGACAGUGCAAAUGUAUAGAGCCCUCCAAGCAAGCGACGGAAAACGGCCGGACAGACAGAGCUUCUUGAACGAUAGUGAGUUUUAGAGCGUCUUACUGUAGUUCAGAGUUCUGUGUUUCAGUCGAGCAAGUGAAGACCCGUACCCGUGAACUGGCCGAGUUGGCACAAAAAGAAAUCUGUGCUGAAAUCGAGGAUCUGCGCGACUCUGUGAAAAAAGCGCACGACCUGAUCGUCAAGUACAGCACCGAGCUGGCCGAGCAAGAAUAA